AUGUUGUCUGGUGGAAGAUGUGCGUUUCUGUGCCUUGGAAUGAUCUUGAGCUUUUGGAGCUCCGUGAGUUGGAUGCCCGUUGGAGGAUGCCCGCAUAAAUGUACAUGUAUUGCUUCCAACGUGGAUUGUCACGGACUAGGACUCAAAACUGUACCGAGGGAUAUUCCCAGGAAUGCGGAGAGACUUGAUCUAGAAAAAAAUAAUAUCACAAGAAUCACAAAGACGGACUUCACAGGACUGAAGAAUCUCCGUGUCUUACACUUGGAAGAAAAUCAGAUUAGUGUGAUAGAACGUGGAGCAUUUCAGGAUCUAAAACAACUUGAACGGCUGCGUCUGAACAAGAAUAAAUUGCAAGUUCUUCCAGAGCUGCUUUUUCAGAACACACAGAAGUUAACUAGAUUAGACCUGAGUGAAAACCAGAUAAAAGGAAUCCCUAGAAAGGCCUUUCGAGGAAUCAUUGAUGUGAAGAACUUGCAACUGGACAACAACCAGAUCAGCUGCAUCGAAGAUGGAGCCUUCCGAGCCCUGCGCGACCUGGAGAUCCUUACUCUCAACAAUAACAACAUCACCCGCAUUCCUGUUACCAGUUUCAAUCACAUGCCAAAGAUCAGGACUCUGCGGCUUCACUCCAACUUCCUGCACUGCGACUGCCACCUGGCUUGGCUGUCUGACUGGCUGCGGCAGAGGCGCACUAUCGGGCAGUUCACCUUCUGUUUGGCACCUGUAAACCUGCGCGGUUUUCUUGUGGCGGAGGUUCAGAAGAAGGACUUUGUCUGCUCUGGUCCCCAGUCUGAACCUCCAUCGUGCAGUGCCAGUUCCAUCACUUGCCCAUCUGCCUGCACCUGCAGCAACAAUGUAGUGGAUUGUCGAGGAAGGGGCUUAACAGAAAUUCCAGCUAACCUACCAGAGGACAUUUGGGAAAUACGUUUGGAACAAAACCUCAUCAAAAUCAUUCCCCCUGGAGCUUUUACGCAGUACAAGAAGCUUAAGAGAAUAGAUAUCAGCAAGAAUCAGAUAUCUGACAUUGCGCCUGAUGCAUUCAAAGGCUUGAAAUCUCUCAUUUCAUUAGUGCUCUAUGGAAACAAGAUCACAGAGAUUCCCCAGGGCCUUUUUGAUGAUCUUGUGUCUCUGCAGCUGCUGCUUCUCAAUGCCAAUAAGAUCAACUGCCUGAGGGUAAACACGUUCCAAGGUCUGCAUAAUCUCAAACUGCUAUCUCUUUAUGACAACAAGCUGCAGACCAUCAGCAAGGGGCUCUUUGCACCUCUCCGAUCGAUCCAGACUCUACAUUUAGCUCAGAAUCCAUUUGUGUGCGACUGCCAUUUGAAGUGGCUGGCUGAUUACCUGCAGGAUAAUCCGAUAGAAACCAGCGGCGCUCGAUGCAGCAAUCCGCGUCGCCUUGCCAACAAACGAAUCAGCCAGAUCAAGAGCAAGAAGUUCCGCUGCUCAGGGUCAGAGGAUUACAGAAGUAAAUUCACCGGGAAGUGUUUCAUGGACCUUGUCUGUCCUGAGAAGUGUCGCUGCGAGGGAACAAUUGUAGACUGCUCUAACCAAAAACUCAUCCGAUUACCCAGUCACCUUCCUGAAUAUACUACUGAUCUGCGUCUGAAUGACAAUGAUAUUUCUGUUUUGGAAGCUAUCGGACUCUUCAAGAAAUUGCCCAACCUCAGAAAAAUAAAUCUAAGCAACAAUAAGAUCAAGGAGAUCCGAGAAGGCACAUUUGAUGGAGCUUCAGGAGUGCAGGAACUGAUUCUGACAGAGAAUCAACUGGAAUCAGUGCAUGGACGAAUGUUUAGAGGCCUCACAGGGCUAAAGACAUUGAUGCUGAGGAGCAACUCUAUCAGCUGUAUAAACAAUGACACCUUUGCUGGACUGAGCUCAGUGAGGCUUCUUUCUCUGUAUGACAAUCACAUCAGCACUAUCACCCCUGGAGCCUUCAGCACUUUAGUCUCUUUGUCUACAAUUAAUUUGCUGGCUAACUCCUUUAAUUGUAACUGCCAUUUGGCCUGGCUGGGAAAAUGGUUGAGGAAGAAGAGAAUUGUCAGUGGAAAUCCGCGCUGCUUGAAACCCUUUUUCUUAAAGGAUAUUCCAAUCCAAGAUGUAGAUGUCCAGGACUUCACCUGCGAUGGUAAUGAUGAAAGCAGCUGCUUGCUUUCACCUCCUUGUCCUUCCCAGUGUACCUGUGUGGACUCGGUGGUACGCUGCAGCAACAAAGGGCUGCGGAUAUUGCCCAAAGGAAUUCCCAAAGACGUGACUGAGCUUUACCUGGAAGGAAACCAUCUGACUGCUGUGCCGAAGGGGCUCUCCACUUUCAGACACCUGACACUGAUUGAUUUGAGCAACAACAGCAUAAGCGUAUUGGCCAAUUACACCUUCAGCAACAUGACUCAAUUAUCAACACUCAUCUUGAGUUACAAUAGACUUCGGUGCAUUCCAGUCCACGCAUUCAAUGGGCUCAGGUCUCUUCGAGUGCUGACACUCCAUGGAAACGAUAUUUCCAGUGUUCCCGAAGGUUCUUUCAAUGACCUGGUAUCCCUGUCCCAUCUGGCUCUAGGUACCAACCCUUUGUAUUGUGAUUGCAACCUCCGUUGGCUUUCCGAGUGGGUGAAGGCAGGGUACAAAGAGCCAGGGAUAGCCCGCUGCAGCGGGCCUGACGCCAUGGUGGACAGGCUGCUGCUCACAACGCCGACUCACCACUUCCAGUGCAAAGCUGUAUGGUUUUUAUGUCCAGAGCCAGUAGAUAUCAGUGUUGUGUCCAAGUGUAACCCCUGCCUCUCCAAUCCAUGUAAGAACAAUGGGACAUGCAACAAUGAUCCAGUGGAGUUUUAUCAGUGCACUUGCCAUUUUGGCUUCAAGGGUCGAGACUGCAGUGUGCCCAUUAAUUCCUGCAUUCAAAAUCCAUGUCAGAAUGGAGGGACCUGCCACCUCACUGAGGCAAAUAAAGAUGGAUUCAGCUGUUCUUGUCUCCUUGGGUAUGAGGGGGAGAGGUGUGAAAUAAACCCAGAUGACUGUGAAGAUAAUGACUGCGAGAAUAACUCUACAUGUGUGGAUGGGAUCAACAACUAUGUCUGUCUCUGCCCUCCUAAUUACACAGGUGAACUGUGUGAUGAGGUGAUUAACCACUGUGUUCCUGAUCUAAAUCCAUGCCAACAUGAGUCCAAAUGUGUUCCCCUUGACAAAGGAACCAGAUGUGAGUGCUUGCCAGGUUACAGUGGAAAACACUGUGAAAUUGAUGAUGACGACUGUGUGGGCCAUAAGUGUCGCCAUGGAGCUGUCUGCGUAGAUGCAGUCAAUGGCUACACCUGCGUCUGUCCUCAGGGUUUCAGUGGACUCUUCUGUGAAACUCCUCCACCAAUGGUUCUUCUCCAGACGAGCCCAUGUGAUAACUACGAGUGCCAGAAUGGGGCCCAGUGCAUCGUCGUGCACCACGAGCCCGUCUGCCGCUGCCUUGCUGGCUUUGCUGGGCAGAAAUGCGAGAAGCUCAUCACAGUCAACUUCGUUGGGAAGGAUUCCUAUGUGGAGCUGCCAUCAGCCAAAAUUCGCCCUCAGGCAAACAUCUCCCUCCAGGUAGCAACGGACAAGGACAACGGCAUCUUAUUAUACAAAGGAGACAAUGAUCCUUUGGCUCUGGAAUUGUACCAAGGACACGUGAGGCUCAUCUAUGACACGCUGAAUUCUCCCCCCACCACAGUAUACAGUGUGGAAACAGUAAAUGAUGGGCAGUUUCAUAGUGUGGAACUCGUGAUGCUGAAUCAAACUCUGAACCUGGUGGUGGACAAGGGGACGCCCAAGAGUCUAGGAAAACUCCAGAAACAGUCUCCUGUCAGCCUCAACACACCCCUCUACAUUGGAGGGAUCCCAACCUCUACGGGAUUAUCUUCACUGCGCCAGGGUGCAGAUAAGACACCAAAUGGUUUUCAUGGAUGUAUUCACGAUGUCCGCAUCAAUAACGAGCUGCAGGAUUUCAAGGAUUUACCACAGCAGUCACUAGGAGUCCUUCCUGGCUGCAAAUCCUGUAACAUCUGCAAGCACGGUAUUUGCCGGUCCCUAGAGAAAACAAGUGUGAUUUGUGAGUGUCACCCAGGCUGGACAGGCCCCCUGUGUGACCAGGAAAUUGGAGACCCGUGUCUUAACCACAAGUGUCUGCAUGGUAAGUGCACAGUGGCCACUGUUGCUUACACCUGUAAGUGCAUGGAGGGCUACACAGGCAUGUACUGUGACAAGAAGAACAAUUCCUCAAAUCCCUGCAGGAUUUUGAAAUGCAACCACGGGCAGUGUAAAAUUUCCGAGCAUGGGGAACCCUACUGCGAAUGCGAUCCAAACUAUAGUGGAGAACAUUGUGACAGAGAGAAUCUCUGCCAAGGAGAGAUAAUUCGAGAAGUAGUCCGUAAGCAGCAGGGCUACACAUCAUGUGCUACUGCCUCCAAAGUACCCCGUCUGGAAUGCCGCGGCAGCUGCGGCAACGGGCAGUGCUGCGUUCCUCUCCGGAGCAAAAGGCGGAAAUACUUCUUCCAGUGCAUGGAUGGCUCCACCUUCACGGAAGAACUGGAGAGACAUGUGGAAUGUGGCUGCUCCAAAUGCUUAUAAGCCAUUCUCCAGUCUCUUGCCACUUUAAUCGACUCAGAAGCGCUAUCAAAACGGGACCUAUUUACUUUCAGAGUGAAGAAGAAGAAAAGAAUUAUUAAGUAUAUUGUAAAAUAAACAAAAAAUAGAACUUAUUUUUAUUAUGGAAAGUGACUAUUUUCAUCUUUUAUUAUAUAAAGUAUCGCACCACUUUGGGUAUAUGUAUCAUAUAGUGAGUUAUUUUUACCAUGAAACUUUUUUAACAGUUGUAAGAAAAA
Molecule: messenger RNA, 4838 nt
Organism: Haliaeetus leucocephalus (bald eagle)
Lineage: Eukaryota; Metazoa; Chordata; Aves; Accipitriformes; Accipitridae
Gene: SLIT3
Product: slit homolog 3 (Drosophila)
Exons: 37
Coding region: 1-4584 (1527 amino acids)
Biological process (GO): axon guidance; negative chemotaxis
Molecular function (GO): Roundabout binding; heparin binding; calcium ion binding
Source: RefSeq, a predicted model, not a curated record